Brassica rapa (field mustard) is the source of this 943-nucleotide messenger RNA. RefSeq lists its product as uncharacterized. NCBI's taxonomy places the organism in Eukaryota, Viridiplantae, Streptophyta, Magnoliopsida, Brassicales, Brassicaceae. The record is from RefSeq and is a predicted model, not a curated record.
UCUAUGGCUGGAUGAUAAGAGUUUUUUCUCCGGAGGUUCGGAGUUUUUUUUCUUUCUAAAAGAUGGCAGUCUCUUUCCCUCGUCUUCCGAGGUGGUUGUGUGGUGGUAACUCCAAAGAGAGAGAUAAGAAAGAGUCCAAAGGGUCUUCUUCACUGAAGAAGAUUUAUAAUAAGACUGGAUCUUCUUCUUCUUCUUCUACUACUGUGAAGAAGAUCAAGAGAGGAUGGAUUGGUAGAGGAGGUGGAGAUGAGGAGAAGAUCAUGGGGAAUGUUUUGUUUCCUCAACCAGAUGAUCCAGAGUGGUCUAUUGGUUGGGUUGAACCACAUGGACCAGGGUUUAAAAGUGAGGAUGAUACUGGUGGUGGUGGCUUUGUGGUUCUUGUUCCUUGUUACAAGAAGUUGAUUGAUGGUUCUGGGAAUCAGAUUCCAGCUGCCUUCUUCUCUCCUGUUGCUCCUGAUGUGAAGAAUAUGGAACAGUGGCUGUCGUCUAUGGGGAAGCUAUAAUAAACUGGAGAUUAGGAAAGAUGAAGACCGUUUCUCUCAUGUUUUUUUCAGUUUCAAAAAUAAGAAUCGAAUAAUAAAAAAGAGAAAAAAGAAAAAAAAAGGCAAUGAUUCGUGGAUAGCUUCUGGAGAAGUCCUUUUGAUUUUCUGUUGCAAGUGAGUGACACCAAAACAUCAAGUCAUCUCUCAAGAAUCUACUAUUGGACAAAGGCGAUGGUGAUGGAGACUUGGCAACUUACAAAGAUUGAAUGAAGAAUGAUGAAUUGAUAUGCUAUGAAUAUGAUAUUUGAUUUGAGUAUUGGAUAUUUUUCUGCUUUGCUUCUGUGGUCGAGAUUAUUGGCUUUGGAAAGAAGAAAAAUAAAUGUUUUUCUGUUGUUCUCUUGUGGUUGAUCAUGUGUAAUACAGUAAUAGUGUAGUGUACAUGUACAUAAGGUUCUGUUUAA